AUGUCGCAGGUUCCGCUGCCCAACUACAGUCUCGAUGGACCUCAUCACAACUACUUUCUUCCUCAAGUGACAAACUAUGAAGACAACGAUGCUGACGGAGACUACGAACUUGAAGAUCCAGACCAAGACCCACAUAAUGAACCAGAGCAGAGAAAAGACAGCAUCUUUAACAGGAAGAAGCAAUUGGGCCACUCUGUGAAGAGAACGUAUAGGGUCAAGGAUCUGCAUGGCAACUCGUUUACAGAGCUCAUUCAUCAAGGCGGUAUCGAUCUGAACCCAGAAUAUCAACGAGACGUUGUCUGGUCCGAAAGCAAGCAAACUGCUUUACUAGACUCUAUCGCGCACAGAUACCACGUUCCUCCCAUCUUAUUUGUCGUACAUGAGGAAGAUGGGGAGGAAACGAGAGUCUGCGUGGAUGGCAAGCAGCGUCUCACAUCGAUUCAGAGGUUCUUGGAUGGUCAGAUUCCAAUCAAAUGUGGCGACGGGAAGAACAGGUGGUGGACCUUUCCGAAGAAUGCUAAAGGUAAACUUGCUGUCUCCGACGAAGACAAGGAAGAAUUUGGCAACAUCGAAAUUUCAGUUGAGGAGUAUCGUGGAAUCACUGAGCUUUCAGAGCGUGAUAUGUUCGGAAGAGUGCAGAUGGGAAUGACACUGACAUCUGCGGAGCGGUGGCAUGCAAUAUCAUCUCCACGAUCAAAAUGGAUCAACCACCUGCAAGAUACCCACGUCCUGGUGGACAACGGUCUUGCUGCCAACCUGACAAUGACUCUGUCGCGUGGUCGCGACUUUUCGAAUAUGGUCCACCUCGUCUAUUUUUGCGACCAAGUUGAAGAACGAGGUGCUUACAGUUCGCAGAAGGCAGAGGCCUGGUUGCGGUCUACCGAGACACCCUCUCAGGAGUUCAAGCGUGACAUCGACAAAGUACUCCGUGAACUCAACCAGCUGGCGACUGAUGAAGAGUACAGCGAUCUCUUGAAUAAGGUAGACAAAGUUCUAGCUCCAAUUGAGCUGUCUUUUAUCGGUGUCCUUCUAUAUCUGUUGGGGGACGACGCAGACUUGAAGACGAAAGCCCAAGCUAUAAACACCUUCCGCCAUACCGUGCAUAAGAAAUACCCCUCCCAUCUACGAACCAACAGCUCCAUCGCAAAAUCGCUGUGGGGCUUGAUAGACGACCUGGUGGACAAUCCUCUCACUAAAUACCUUGACCCUGAUGACUUUGCUUGCCGGGGGAAAAAGCGCAAGAAGAGGGCCAUAGAUGAUGACCCGAACGAUGGAACCUACCGUUCCAAAGUGCCUCGUACGAAGAAAACAGUUUCCGUGGCCUCGAAGUAG
Messenger RNA from Coprinopsis cinerea okayama7#130, 1332 nucleotides. RefSeq lists its product as hypothetical. The record is from RefSeq and is a predicted model, not a curated record. The coding region runs from base 1 to 1332 and encodes 443 amino acids. NCBI's taxonomy places the organism in Eukaryota, Fungi, Basidiomycota, Agaricomycetes, Agaricales, Psathyrellaceae. The transcript has 10 exons.